Messenger RNA from Mandrillus leucophaeus (drill), 1424 nucleotides. It is a transcript of the gene MREG, whose product is annotated as melanoregulin. Gene Ontology annotation, cellular component: melanosome. Lineage: Eukaryota; Metazoa; Chordata; Mammalia; Primates; Cercopithecidae. Gene Ontology annotation, biological process: melanocyte differentiation; melanosome transport. Bases 23 to 667 code for a protein of 214 amino acids. The record is from RefSeq and is a predicted model, not a curated record. The transcript is spliced from 6 exons.
CCGGUGGGGCCCCUCGCUCUCCAUGGGGCUGAGGGACUGGCUGAGGACCGUGUGCUGCUGCUGCCGGUGCAAGUGCCUGGAGGAGCGCGCCCUGCCUGAGAAGGAGCCCCUGGUCAGUGAUAGCAAUCCGUAUUCCUCAUUUGGAGCAACUCUGGCGAGGGAUGAUGAGAAGAAUUUAUGGAGUAUGCCCCAUGAUGUGUCCCACACAGAGGCAGAUGACGACAGAACCCUGUACAAUUUGAUAGUCAUUCGUAAUCAGCAGGCCAAAGACUCAGAGGAGUGGCAGAAACUCAACUAUGAUAUCCAUACCCUGCGGCAGGUUCGAAGGGAAGUAAGAAACAGAUGGAAGCGCAUCUUAGAAGAUUUAGGCUUUCAAAAGGAAGCUGACUCUUUGUUGUCAGUGACUAAACUCAGCACCAUCAGCGAUUCGAAAAACACAAGGAAAGCUCGAGAGAUGUUGUUAAAACUGGCUGAAGAAACCAAUAUUUUCCCAACAAGUUGGGAGCUCUCAGAGAGAUAUCUCUUUGUUGUGGACCGUCUCAUUGCACUUGAUGCUGCAGAAGAGUUCUUUAAGCUUGCUCGUCGAACUUACCCCAAGAAGCCUGGGGUUCCAUGCCUGGCAGAUGGCCAGAAAGAACUGCACUACCUUCCAUUUCCAAGUCCCUAAAGGAGAGGCUCAGGGACAGAAUGGGAAUUCUUCCAUGAGGACUCAGCAGUCAACCAAAGUUGGACAAUUACAUGUAGAAGAGACUACACCUGUGGGGGGAACUCUCAUGCAGACUUUUGCACAUAUGCAGAGAGUAUUGCACUGAAGAUCUUUGCUGGACCUUCUUCAGUUCAGAAGAUAAUUUUCAAAAGGGAGCAAUGCUGCAAAUGCAGGUUGCUUUUCUCUACAGAUUGAGAAGUCCAGCUUCAAAAGUUACUUGCCACUUAAGCAAGGAACUUAUCAAGUGAUCAUGGUUCAUUUUACUGAAAAGACUUUAAGGAUUUUUAAGUUUAAUCCAUAGAUUGCUGAGAACAAUGACAAUAUGUUUAUUUUUACAGAUUUUGCACUUCUGAAUUCAGGUUAAAAAGUAACUUGUAUUUAGUCUGCUUAGAGGAUUGUGACUUGAAAAUUUUUGCAUACCAAUGAGCUUUUUGGUAGCAUCCACAGUGUUUAAAAUAUUUCAUAGGCAAGAUCCAUAUUCUCCAUUUAUUAAUGCAUUGCAGACCAAUUUAACUGCUGUGUUUCAGGAAAAUUCUUCCUAGUUUAAUAAGUAAAUUAAAAGUUUUAUUUUUUAUAUUUAGUGCUUAAUCUUUGUCUCAUGUUAUGUAAAAUUAGCCUGCAGAUAUUUUCUCUCACUUCUGUAGGCUCUUGCAAGAUAAACAUUCAAACAGUGAAACAAACAAUAAAAUAAACAAAUCUAAGGAUGUUGUGUUGUUUU